UGCCAGUGCAUCGUACUGCCGGAGAUCUUGCGGGUUAAGUUUCUGUAAAAUGGAUCUUUUGAACUAUCUUUUGAUUGGGUUUCAACUUUUUGUGGGCAUUUUGGGCCAAGCUUUCCCUUCAAAUAUAAAAAAAUGUCAUUACGGCGAUGGCAAGUGCCUGAUGGAAUCAGCCAAUGCUCUGUUGAAAAACUAUCCCAAGGGAAUUCCGGAGUUGAAUCUCAAACCUUUCGAUGUUUUGCCCGUCAAGGAUUGGCUGCUGGUAAAUGAUUCGCAGGUGGGUGGUGCCUGGUACAGCUUCGAGCUUCUCAACCAAAUCAACCUCGGCUUCGAGAAUACCACAAUAACCCAGAUUCGGGGCUUCGAUCGUGAUCCCACCUCCACCAAAAUUGAAAUCCAUGGAAAGAUACCCCGGCUGACCUACAAAGGAGAUUAUAAGGCCAAGGGCAGGAUGCUAUGGUUUGUGGAGAUCAAUUCAACAGGCACAUCCAGCUCCGACUUCCUCAACUUCGAGUUCGAUUUGACCCUGAAAGUCCGGACGGAAUACAGAAACAAUAAGCGAUAUAUUAGGAUAUAUGAAUUGGUGCCAAAUAUCCGGCUAGAACGCUGGAUUAUGUGGCUGGAUGACUUCUUUCCGGAUAACUUUGAUUUGACCAUUGCGAUCAAUAAUUUAUUCAAUCACAAUUGGGUAGAGUUCUGGAAUGAACUAGAGCCGGGAAUCCUGCGCUUAUUUGAAACCGUUUUCCGGAGCAUGAUUGACGAUUUAUUCCACAAUGUGCCCUAUGAUGACCUGUUCCUGCCCGAUGAGGAUUGAAAUAAUGAAUAACAAUGUAGUUAAGUUUAUAAAAAGACUUUUAAAAUAAUAUAAAUAUAGAAAUACCUAGAUAA
This is a messenger RNA of Drosophila bipectinata, 885 nucleotides long. RefSeq names its product protein takeout-like. The record is from RefSeq and is a predicted model, not a curated record. NCBI's taxonomy places the organism in Eukaryota, Metazoa, Arthropoda, Insecta, Diptera, Drosophilidae.